UGCAGCCACCAGGCGCAUUGCGCCAUUUGGUAGUGAGGGCAUUUACGUGUACAUACCCCAUAAGCUGACGGGGCCUGAUCCAGGCCUAUAAGUACCACAGCAACAGGCGAUUGCUCCACAAACAUGGCGCUGCCCAGGACGAGCCUGAUAUGGGCUCUGCUCAUCGUUUCAUUCACAGUCGUAGCGAGUGAGAAGUCGAUCCUACAAACUGUGUACGAUGCAGAGUCGGCGGGUCAGAUCUCAAACAGUCAAAAAAGGCACUGGAACGAAGUCUAUCCUAUCAACUGUGUACGAUGCCGAGUCGACGGGUCAGAUCGCCAAAAGUCCACGAACUGACACUGGUGGCAAACAGCGUGUUGUCAAACGGCAGACAUGUGAGCCCGAGCGCUUCAGGACAAUAGACGGCGCGUGCAACAACAUCAACAACCCCUCCUGGGGGUCCACCAACCAGAACUUCAGGCGAGUCCUAUCAGCGGUAUACAACGAUACUAACGGCACUCCUCGCAUCAAUGCUGUUUCCGGGUUACCUUUGCCAAAUGUCCGCACAAUCAGCAAUAAUGUUCACUUCGAGUUGAACCGGCCUUCUCGCCGCCUCAACGUAAUGGCCAUGCAAUGGGGUCAGUUCCUUGACCACGACCUGACGGGUACCCCCGUCACUACCAACAACGGUGAAAAGAUCGAGUGCUGUAAUUCUGUCGAAGAUGUGACUACAGAUCCCACCAACCCCUGUUUCCCGAUAUCACUGCCACUUCGGGACCCAGCCUUCCCCAACAGAAACUGCAUGAACUUCGUCCGCUCCGAGCAAGCUGAGGUCUCUCCUGGAGCCCCCCGGGAACAGAAGAACUCCCUGACAGCCUUCAUCGAUGGCUCCCAGAUCUACGGAGCAAAUUCUGAAUUGACGGAGAGUCUCAUGGACCACACGGGCGGUCUUCUGAAGGUGACGUCAGACAACCUGCUGCCAGCUGGAGCGACGACAGCGUGCGUUCGUGACCCCACUGACCCAGAAGACGAUUGUUUCCUUGCAGGUGACACUCGUGUGAACGUCUUCCCCGGCCUCUCUGCACUCCACACCCUCUUCGUCCGCGAACACAACCGCAUUGCCAAAGAGUUAGCGUCUCUGCAACCAACCUGGUCUCACGAACGUCUCUUCGACGAAACCAGGAAGAUUGUCGGGGCACAGUUGCAGGUUAUUACGUACAACGAAUGGCUACCGGAAAUCAUCGGCAGGGACGCCAUGACCCUGUACGAUCUCAGUUCCGGUGACUACUCGUACAUCGAGGAGGUCAACCCAACUCUUCCAAACGUCUUCUCAACGGCGUCUUUCCGAUUUGGACAUACAAUGAUUCCCAAAACCAUGCGCUUCGAAAAUAGAAGUGUCUCCUUGACACAACUGUUCAAUCGGCCUUCCUACGUCCGAAGGAACAUCGUUUCCGUCUUCGAAGGCCUUCUUGAUGGAGUAAAUCAGGACUUUGAUGCCUGGUACUCGGACGAGAUGAGGAGUCAUUUAUUUGAGACCACAGCCGAGACCGGGAUGGACAUCGUAGCUCUCAACAUCCAGAGGGGAAGAGACCAUGGCCUUCCUGCCUAUAACGCAUGGAGACAAUACUGCAAUCUGCCAAGUGUUACUUUUCCAACCAACGUUUUUGCUGGUCGAGCUGGGCGCGACAUAGAAAGGACGUAUGCUUCUCCUGAUGACAUUGACCUGUACACUGGAGGCGUCUCUGAAGCUCGAGUUCGAGGGGCCGCUGUAGGGAGCUUGUACGCCUGCUUACUGGGGGAACAGUUUGCUGAUCUGAAGUAUGGCGACAGUUACUGGUACGAGACCCAAGAUCCAGUCAAGGGAUUCACUACAGAACAAAUUGCCACCUUGGAGGAGGUAUCUCUAUCCCGCAUCAUCUGUGACAACAUCGGCAUCACCAGCAUCCCGACAAACCCUUUCCUUUUGCCUGGAGACAAUAACAACCAGGUUGUUGACUGCAGUUCGACGGCUAUCCCAUCCUUAGACCUGUCCUUGUGGGGCCCUGAUGAAGACACCACCGAGGGACCAGCGCAACCUCCACAGCCUACGCAACCUCCACAGCCUACGCAACCUCCACAGCCUACGCAACCACCACGGCCUCCACGACCAACGCAGCCUCCACGGCCUACGCAACCUCCACGGCCUACGCAACCACCACGAGGACGGCCAGGUGGACAGUCGGGUGGACGACAGGGUGGACGACCGGGUGGGCGCAGACGGCAAGAUCAACGGAAUAUGAACGACAAACGGAAAGGUAGACAAUGAACACAAUCCGUCAUUGUUCAUCGCGAUAUUGUGUGAUUACUUUUCAAGUGACAUGGACUGUAUUCACUACACAAUUUCUCGACGGAAAAGGAAACUGUCCACCUUAACAUGAAGCCCGAAAACCGUCAAUUAGUAUCUCAUUAAUUCUAUCUGUAUUUUGUCUGCGUUUCUCAUCUCUAACCUCAAGCCAGCAAGAAAGCGGUAAGGGAAAAAAAAUGAUAAAAAAUUAAAAUCACGUGGUAAUAGCAUUUAUAUUUAUGAAUGGUGAAGAUCUAAUCAUAUUGUUUUAGAAUAAUUCUUUAAUAAAUGUAGAUGAAUAAAAUCAAACUGACCCUGGAUUACUUUUCGUAUGCAAGGGUACGAGUAUGGUAUUCAUCACACAGAGACUUCAAUUGAAAAUAUGAAUUAAAAUUAAGAUUUUUAUUUUGUUUAAGUCGAAAUAAAAAAAAAUUAAAAUCCAGGGAAAGGGAAACACGGGAAAAUACAAUGAGACUAAGUUUGUGUAUCAAUACUGAAUAAACAUUUUUCAAAUCCUCA
Haliotis rubra (blacklip abalone) is the source of this 2821-nucleotide messenger RNA. Its product is annotated as myeloperoxidase-like. Gene Ontology annotation, molecular function: peroxidase activity; heme binding. Gene Ontology annotation, biological process: response to oxidative stress. The record is from RefSeq and is a predicted model, not a curated record. Lineage: Eukaryota; Metazoa; Mollusca; Gastropoda; Lepetellida; Haliotidae. Bases 218 to 2284 code for a protein of 688 amino acids. The transcript has 12 exons.